Messenger RNA from Caenorhabditis briggsae, 363 nucleotides. The record is from RefSeq and is a predicted model, not a curated record. The coding region runs from base 1 to 363 and encodes 120 amino acids. The transcript is spliced from 3 exons. Lineage: Eukaryota; Metazoa; Nematoda; Chromadorea; Rhabditida; Rhabditidae.
AUGAAAGUACUGCUCUUUUUCGCUCUCGUCAUCGUCUCGCUCUCGUCGUCGUCCCAAGAAUCACCCCGUCGUCCCAAGACUUCGUCGUCCCAAGCUCAUCCCGUCGUCCCAAGAAACACAACUCAAGCAGAAGCUGAAGAACUCAAUGCCACAGGAACCCACAAUAUGGAAAAGAAAGAGAUCGAAACUUACUGUAUGAUAACGCUCGUCGUGCUUCUCUUCUUCUUUUUUGCUGCUAUUGCAGCAGUGCAAGAGUACAAGCAAAGUCCUAAAAAAGUGCGGCUCGUUGAAAACCAGAAUAGAGAAGAGGUUGAGCUGGUCACUAUGAGAGCCACCAACGGAAUCGAGGAAACAGGAGUCUGA